Molecule: messenger RNA, 10187 nt
Organism: Gopherus flavomarginatus (Mexican gopher tortoise)
Lineage: Eukaryota; Metazoa; Chordata; Testudines; Testudinidae
Gene: N4BP3
Product: NEDD4 binding protein 3
Exons: 5
Coding region: 6774-8579 (601 amino acids)
Cellular component (GO): cytoplasmic vesicle
Source: RefSeq, a predicted model, not a curated record
CACUCGGCUGCCAGGGCUGCUCUGGUCACGUCAGGUUCUCUGUGGCCUCAGCACUGGGAGAGCUGAGAGGUCAAGACUUAGAUUUUUAAAACAGGUUCGUUCCUCUCUGGCCAGAUGAACGAUCCUCCACGUGGGGGGAAAAUAACAACUGCCCACGGGAGACAGGUGAACUGACUGUCCCAGGUGCUGUCAGACAACAGGAAUGUUUCCUUCUCCUCCAACUCCUGCUCUGAGCUGUUACCUGCGCAAUAGAACAUGAACAAUGCUCAGACAGGAGGGUGGGUGGGUUUGGAGCGAAAGGUGACCCCCUUCAGCAAGGAUGUGUCUGGUUUUCAGCAUGGAUUGCUUUCAGGGAAAUACCUGCCUGGUCUGUGGUGCGGGAGAACCAGGGAGGAACACCAGCCCUUUCCGCCCUGCUCUGACCUCAGCUCCUCAGCCUCUUUGCAUGGACCCCUGACAUGGGAUGCUCAGGGUUUGUGGGGUUGGGCAGUGAGGGCGAGCUGACUUGGGCUCUAGGCUUAUUCAGCAUGUGUUGGGGUUUGCUAGGAUUUUACACUUGAAGAUACCCCACCUGUCCGUGCAGGUCUGUUCCUCGUGCUGAGCACUGCUGGUCAUUUUAGAGCUAAGGUGAUCCGCGGUCCCCAUCAGCCCAGUGUUGUCUCCCUGUCACCGUUGUGAAAUGGUGUGUCUGUGGAACUCGGGUUACAGAAUCUGCUAGUGGGGCUCUGUUGCACAUGGUGUCUGGCAGCAAGCCCUUGGCAAGGGGAGGGGAUGCAGAGUAGCGGCGGGAGUUGUCCUUGGGACUUGUGCUAUGAGUAUGGGUGGCUGAAUACUUUGUCCGGAGUGUGAACCAUUCCUAGGCUGUGCUGUGCUUUGGGACUCCGUGUGGGGUACUCAGACCCCAGCUGUCUAGCCGAGGUGCUCAGGUGGUGUUCCCAAGCCAUGAUCUUCACCUGCCCUGCGGAUUUCACAACCCACAAGAUCUGGCACAAGAGGCCAGGAAACACCUGCCAUUUUCAUGGUCUGGCGCUUCUGCCUCCGCUUGCCACAGGCAUCUUGUGGCUGCCCAUGGAGGUGCCCACCCUCAUUUAGGGGUUGGUGAUGUUUGGGGGUUCCUGGUUCUUCCCGUUGGAAUAAGAAGGGAUGGGCAGCCCCAUGCUGAGCCUCCUGUCACUGCUCGGCACCUGGGGGUGGUAAAUAGCAGGUGGCUCUUGGGGCAGGGAGGUGGAGCAGCAAUUGUCUAGUGCAGGGGGUUCUCAUACUUCACUGCACUGAGACCCCCUUCCAACAACAAAAGUUACCACAUGACCCAGAAGAGGGGAUUGAACCCUGAGCCUGCCUGAACUCCACUGCUGCUGGUGGGAAGCCAAACCAGAAGCCCAAGGGCUCCAGUUUUAGGCUGGGGGCCUGUAAUCUGAGUCUUGCCGUCCUGGGUGGUGGGGCUUUGGCUUUGGUCCCGGGCCCCAGUAAGUCUAAGCCACCCCUGGUGACCCCAUUGGUCUAGUGUUUCCAGCCCGUGCUGAAAUUCUUGUCAGGUUUUGGAGAAUAAUCCCUAGCCUCCCUGCCCGGGACAGACUCCCUGGGGCUGCUGGAUUCUUGCUAUUCAUUGUGCCUCAAGGGCAUGGUGAGGAAGCCUGGCAAAGCCAGUCUCUAGAAGCCAACAAAGCCCAUCUCCCUGGGGUCUUCAGGACUCAGGGGGUUGGGCCAUUUCCUUCCAGGUUGCUGGCAUGAGUGCAGCCCAGACUGCAGGCUUGGUGGCCUGUGUGAAGUGCUAGGGGAGGGGCGUCAGGUAGUCCCCUAAGCCCUGAAAGCUGAAUCUGAUUUUCAAAAACUCCGUCUUAAGUGUGGGUUGCAGAGCCUGCCUCUGUGGGUACAGCCACUGCUUGAACGCUGCUCUGGGCUCUUCGCUGGCCAGCUCUAAAUCCCAGGCUACGUUGUACUGGCAGCAUCUUCCCAGCUCGAACGUUCCCUGUGCAGAUGCCACUGGGCUGAAGGGUUCCAGCUGUGUGGCCAUGGGAUGGGGCUGCUUUCCCAUCCUGCCUCACCGCCUCCCACCCCACUCCCAUGCUGCUCCAGGGCAGCUUGUUUCAUCACAUGGCUGGUCCCCAUUUGUCCCUGCCCCCCAAGCACAGCACUGCUGGGUGGAUGUCACCUUCCCUUGGAAUGCAACCCCAGCCUCACUGCCCCUCUGAGACUCAUGCUGUGGCCAUGACCCUGGGGAGGUGUCUAUGGUUUAAUUCCACCCAGGAUUUCUCCCCCAGUCUCGGUGCCUGUGCCUUUUGUUACUGAAGACACAGGCUGUGCUGAUGCCUGCCUCUCCAAAGCCAGGGCAGGGCACCAGGGCCCUGCCUGCUCCUGAUGAAGUUGUGGCCAAGCUCCCAUUGAAUCCAGCUUCUGCUGCACUGCACGAGCCCUUCCCCAGGCUCACUCUGUGGAAUGUGUAUGCAGCCACUGCACUGACUUGCCCGGUCCAGAAGGGCCCUUCCAGCCCAGUGGGGUUGGAGCCCAGCAGGUGCCAGAGGCUGAAUUGAAAGGAACUUCCAGACCAAUCAGGAUACAGGCCCAGGUCCUGGCAAGACUCUGUGGACUCCAGAGGGGCUGGGGCAUGUCCCAUUGUCCCCUGGAGGGAGCUGAUAUCCUUGCUUUGUGGCUGCCAGGGCAGUGCUCUGGUGGCUGUGCAAUGUCAUGUGCAAUAGACAAACCUCACUAACCAGCUGCCACCCAAGGAAGGGGCUGGGGCGUCACUCACUGAGCAUUCCCUGUUCCCAGGAGCUCCCGGACCAGGUGAGAAUGUUCCUCAGGUUUGUGUGUCAUGGAUACCUUCAGGCUGCUCCCAAUCUGUCUGUGCAGCAGAGGCUGGGAGUUAGCCAGGCCUCCUGUGGCUGUGAUCUCUGCUGUGCUAAGCGGGACUGGUGCGGCUCACCUCCCAGGAACAGCCAGGUGCUUUGGGGACCAAAGUAGGUGUCUCAAUAAGGGAUGUUCUUCCCUUGCAGUAAGUUCUGACCCCACUGCCCCAGUGUGACAUUAGGGGGUGAUGUCAAAUGUCACCUGACUGCUUGGGAUCAUUGUAUCCGUAGCCAACAUCAUGAGAAGCUGGCUGGACAAAGCCAACUCAGAAAACCGCUGAGCCUGAGUCGUCUCCACACUGCAGGAUUGAGUGAAGCCAUGAAGGAACAGGGCCAGCCGCCCCAUGAAGAAGGGGGCUCCUCACAGCCCCAGGUGCUGUGGUUACAGCUGUCUGUUCUAAGGCAUCGCAAGGUGGUGUGUGCGAGGAACACAGCCUGGCCUCUGCCUCCCCUCUGGGGUUUUGGGCUCGGCUGAGUCCCCUGGAGAGUAGCCCAGUGCUGCUGGCUCAGCCCUGGGAGCGCAUGGAGCUGUAGAUGGGAGGGCUGCCUGACAGAGGGACCAUUCUGACCAUGCAGGCGGAGCCCCUGUGGAGCACAGAUGGUGCAACCCCUCGGGGUUCCUGCGUCCAGCCCAGAACUGGGUGAGCUUGAGUGGGGCUUUUACAAAGAGAUGCUCAGUCUCGAUUUAGAGCCUCCAAUGGUGGCGAAUGAACCCUGCAAGCUGCGCCAAUGGUUAAUCCCCCUGCCUGCCCCGUGUUCAGUCUGAAGUGUUUCAUUCCUGUGUGAAAGCGUGUGGGGUUACCCUCAGGCCCAAGGAGGGUGGCUGUGUCCCAGCUGGGGCAGAGAGUUGCUUUCCAGUGCAACACACCUGGAAAUCCAGCUCGGGUCCCAACCCCUCAAUAGGGGUGUGUACAGGGUUGUUCUGGGGUGGGCCACCCCACUGACAUGGCUCACCCAGGGAGGCUGCAAAAGAGAGAAAAGGGCCAGUGGUCCGAGAGGCCUGGAACUGCAUGGUACCCACCCCUGCCAUGUUCCCCAUAGGCAGCCAAAAAGCCCCUUCUAAGAAGGGGAAGGGGAAGGGGAGGAGGCAGUGGACUGGCACCUGGGUACCACUUGCCUUGGUCUUCCAGAUCAGAGCUGUGGACUUGCAGGGAGAUGCAGACUGGGCACUGGUGUCAGUGGCAUCUCGGGUACAGGGAGGAGAUUGGGCCCAGGAGCUCCUGCAAGCUGAGCUGCUCCGUGGACCAUCCCUGGUCCACAGAGGCAGUCUACCCCUUCUUGGGGUGCUUGUGUGGGUCUUAGGGGGAAUCGGCUGUGGGGUCUGCUGCUGGAGAAUCUGGUGCUUGAGGUGCUGGGAGCCCUGAGGAGCAAGAACCCUUGCAGACCCUUUGAGCUCCCAGCUCCCUGGAGGAGCAUGGCUCCCUCCUCCCCGGGUUAGAAGCCAUAUGCGGGUGGCUUGUGGGAGCAGAUGCUGGGUUCCCUAGGAGGGAGAUGACCUUGCAGGGCAGGAGCUGUCAGACAGGUUUGUUUGUGACAGUGAUUAAAGGGGAGUUGUUUGUUUACACAGCGCCUGGUGCAGAGAGCUGGGGUGUUACACCUGAGCUGGGAGCUCCCUUGGGCCAGGGCAGUGCCUGACCCAGGGUCCCCAGAAGGGAUCUGUCAGGCAAUGGCAGUGCUGGGCUUGGAGCAGGCUGAGCCCCAAGCUGCAGUGUGCUGAGACUUGUAACAGGUACCCAGCCGUGGUCCUUGGACAGCUUCAUCUCUCCACCCCCGUACUUGGAUGGCCUGUUCUCACUGGGUCUCUGAAGGGAAGGUCCCUCCCCCUGCCCCCCAGACAAUCGGGUAUCCAGGCUGAGUGUUUGAGGACAAGUGGGUGAGAGUCAUGGCACAGGCUGUGCUUUCCCAGCACAGGCAGUACUGCCGCAUGGGCAGCCCGGCAGCCCUGCUGUUCCCGUGGGAGCCUUCGCUCCCAGCAUAGCCUGUUCGUUUUUGGCUGUCAAGUGAUGUUAUUCCAGGGCUGGUUGGUCUUUGCUGGGCAAGUCAUUUAACUGCUUUGUCUCAUGUUCCCUGUCUGUAAAAUGGGGCCUCUAGCGAGCUCUGACCCCGCUGGCUCUACCCUCUUUGGCUGCCUGUCCCAACGAAGAGCAGAGGGAGGGUGUUGGAGGCAGGGCACAGAGAGCAAGACCCUGGAGACUGCCUUUGCCAGUGGUUUUGGGUGCCCGAGGCAAAGCGUGAGCCUGCAGUGAGUGGGCAGCAGCCUCUGGGGACAUUGGGGUGAGUUCCGCAGUCCAGGACAGGUGGAAAUGCUGCCCAGAGCAAGCAGCUCUACCAGCCAGGCACUCGGCAUCAUGCUGGUUCUCGGGCCGGGCUGGAUUCUCUGUGCUCCCUCCUGGUGUGGCAGCAGCCCGACAGCUGGCUGGGCUUGCUGUCCCCGCUGCUAUCCAGGGUUGAAGGGCAGGGAACAGGCAGCUGCUCCCUAGCGUUGGAGCCAUGGCUGGGGAUGAUGCUGGGGUCAGUAACCCUAUGCACUGAGGGAGAGGCCUGACCACUGCCCUGGGUAGCGCUGGGGAGGGAGAGGCUGUUCCGGCCCACUGCGCCUCAUGGGAAGGAUGAGGGGCUUGUUAGUUGCUAAGCAGCAUUGUCAGUUUCCUCCUGGGCUUCCUCCCAGCAGGGCAGUGUGUGCAGCCUGGAACCUGUUGAGGAAACUGCCACUUCCUGCCUCAUGUCCUUCCUGUUCCUGCCUCCCCCACUGGUGUCAUCUGGCCAGUGCCCCGCAGCCCCCAUGCCACAGCAUCUGUUUCCGUUCGCUGCCUGGAAUGGAGUGUCUCAGCCCUUCCCUUUCUCAGGCUUCAGCCUCUGCUGCUGUCUGGAGGAGCUGGACGCUUCGCCCCGUGCCCAUCCUUGAAGGGAUGGAGUGGGGUGGAGUGGGGGGGACAGGGAGCGCAGGCCAUGGGGCCUUGGGUAUAUGCAGGCCUGGGCUGCCAUUUGCCUUGCUCCUCUUGGUGCAGCUAGUCAGGCCCAGAAGGUUGAGGUGGGGCAGGAACCCUGUUCUGAGCCCAUGGGACUUGGCAAGAGUUUGUCCAUUGAGUGCAGUGGGGUCAGGACCAGAUCCCAGUGGAAAAAGUUUCUGGCUCAUGUGGGGAACAACUGCCCAGCCAGACUUUCCAUCCCAGCUGCAGCAGAGCCCUGCUGCCCUGAGGGACUGUCUGGGGGCACCUUGCAUCCGCCACCUGUGGGCUCUGGCAGCGCUUGGCAUGAUCAGUGGCCCAACCUCCAGCAAAGAGCCGUGUCUCCCCUGCAGGGGCUUCCCCUGGUAUCUUGCACUUGCACCUCAAGGCUGAAAGCUGCUGGACUUCUUUCCCCCAGCUCCUGAGCUGGGCUCUGGGUCUUCCUCAGAAGGGAAAGGGGCUGAACUAAGGGGGAGGGUGGAGGUGCUGGCCUGACAGCCCUGGGGGAGCCAGUCAUGCCCACAGCUGGUGCAGCUCUGACAGGAACACUGCCCCCUCCUUGGGAGCCAGGGGGUAGCAGCCUCUGUAGCCCAGCCAGCCCUUAACCCCUCUGCUGUGGCGGCUAACAGGGAGCUAAGCUGGGUGCUGGAUUUUGUGCUACCGAGACCCCGUUUGCUGGCCCCAGAACAGCCAUGGAGGGGUGUCGUCUGCCCUGCUGGUCUGGAUCCCUCACACUCCCCGACUACUCUCCCCUGAGCUGGUCUGAGGAGCCUCCGCAACGCAGUGCUGUGGCCAGGGUCUGCAAAGGCUCCUGGAAGCACCAUUGGCGUGUGUGAGACAGACACGAAAGAUCAUGCUGCUGGCCCAGGGUCCUGUCUGAGCUGGGAGGAGGCAGCCACAGCUGUGUGUGGACCAGUUGUCCAGGAAUCAGCCUGGGGACAGAGCCCAGUGCUGGUACCACACGUUGGUCUAAUUCUCCAUGGCAACAGCACAGGCCCCUCAUGUGACCUGUGACCCUGGCAACUGCCUCCUUGACUCUUCCCUAGCCCCUGCGCCUGGGAGCUCCGGCUGCGGCAUGGGCAGUGUGGGCAGCCUGGUGGAGAAGCAGGACUUGACGCCCGGGGAGCUGCGGACGGUGCUGGGGGGCUCGCGGGGGUUCCGGCAGCCGGACGGCCUGCUCCGGAAGGGCCCGAGCCAGCGGGAGCUCUUCAGCUACCUGCACAGCGCCAGGAAGGAGCCCCGGGCCGAGAGGAAGCACCAGGCGCUGGGGGCAUCCUGCAACCGGGACUACGAGAGCGACCGUGAGAACCAGUCCCCGGACCGCUUCUCCCGUGAGCCCCACCGGGGGGCAGACUUCUCCAAGAGCUCGCUGCCGGAGCGGGGCCGCUUUGACAAGUGUCGAAUCAGGCCAUCAGCUUUCAAGGCAGUGGCUGGGAAAGGCCUGGUCUCCAUGCAGGGUCUGGCCUCAUCUAAAGGGCAGAAGCUGUCGAAGAGCAAUGGGAGCCUGCAUACCCUCCUGUCCCAGAGCAGCACCAGCGCCUCGUCCCAGCAUGGCCACAUGCGCACCCAUCUGCUGCACACCAUCAGCUUAGAUGAGGCCUCCAGUUCCAGCCACAACUCCAUCCAGAGCUUCCCCAUCUACCCUCCCCACUUCAAACCUGCCCAGGGCCAGUUCAGUGCCUCCAUGGGCCACAUCAAUCACAUUGGGGGCUCCCUUGACAGGGCCUCCUGGGGCCCCCGAGAUCCCCUGGAAGUGGAGAAAGCACCUCUGUCCUGCAAGAGCAUGGCCACGCUAAGCCGUCUGCAAAGCUCCGGGGAGCCCCCACCCCCCUACGAGUUCACCUACUCCUUGGAGGACGUGGUGAAGCAGCUGGAGGACCGACUGCAGGAGAAGAGUGGGGAGCUGUGGCAGUUGAAGAGGAGCCUUAGUGAGACUGAAGACCCCUUCACACAGGUUUUUGAGGACAAACAACAUCUGUGGAUGGAUGCACUGGACGAGCUGAAGCAGAUGUAUGUCGCCAAGCUGCAGCAGGUGACCCAGCAGGCCCAGCGCAGCCAGCGGGCGCUGCAGUUGCAGCUCUACAAAGCACAGCAGGAGAAGAAGCGGCUACAGGAGGAGCUGAGCCUGCACCAGGGCCAGUGCGAGGAGCUGAGGCAGUGGCAGCAGCAGUGUGAAUGUGUCAGCCCCAAACUAGAAGAGACCAGGUGGGAGGUUUGUCAGAAGGCAGCUGAGAUCUCACUGCUCAAGCAGCAGCUUCGAGACUCCCAGGAGGAGCUGGCCCAGAAACUCAGUGAGAUCUUCAGCUUGAAGACCCAGCUGCGGGAGGCCCAGGCAGAGGUGCAAGCCAAGGACUCUCAGCUGGCCCAGCUAGGGGACUCCUUCCAGGCCCCACCAGAGCCCAGCUCCUCCCUCCCUUUGGGGGAUGCUCCCAUGCCAGUCUGCCAGGACUUCUCUGGCUGUGAAACUGACGACUCCAAGUGUUGGGGUCUUCACAGCGAGAGUGGUGAGCCCCUGGAGAGGCAGGUGGAGUGGCUGUGGGCAGAGCUGCUGCGUGAGCGGCGCCAGGGCCAGCUGAAGGCUGUGAACUUUGAGCUGGAGCGGAAAACCUGGCAGGAGGAGAAGGAGAAAGUGCUGCGCUACCAGAGGGAGAUCCAGGCAAGCUACAUGGAGAUGUACCACCGCAGCCAGGCUUUGGAAAGGGAGCUGCAGCAGCUGCGGGCUGAGCCCAGAGCUCCUGACACAGACUCACCCUGGAUCGAGAGAGUUGAGUCUUCAAAAAUCUGAAUGGGAAGCCAGCAGCCUGGACUGGGAAGGGGCAAGAGCUCUUGGGAUGGUACCCAGGCUGCACCAUGGACGGCUUGGGCUAGCAAGGGGGUUCCUCCACUCAGACUGAUGAUGCUGUGAGUACGGCAGGUCCAUCCCUGGAGGAGUCUCAGAAGCAAGUGUUACUUCUGCCUCUGCGGCAGGGACCUGUGCUCCAACAGCUGCCUUUGGCAGAGCAAGUUUGCACCAUGAUUUUUACUGUCUGGCAAACAGAAGCCCAACAUCAAGUGGGAUUUCCUGUUCCUCCUCCCCAUCCCCUGCUGCUUCCUAUCCCAGCAAGGGCUCUGACCCUGCUGGGGAGAUGCCCAGCUUCCUCUCCUUACGCUGUCCAAGCUGCAUGCCUGCCAGUCUUGCUGCAUGUCCUUCACACUGGGGCUGCACUGGCUGCAGCAGAGAGAACCUGCCCUGCUGUGCCUUUGCUGGGUGCCCAUGCAGGUAAUCUUGCCUUGGGGCUUGAGGCCUGGGAAAUGUGACACACGGAUGCUGUGGAGCACUUUCUGCUGGGGCUUGAGCUGCCCUGGCACCUGGCUCUGCUGGAGUCUCUGCAGCAGGAGAAAAGGAGAGACUAUAGGGCUCAUGCCACGGGGGACAGGUUCAGGGGCUUUGCAUGCCAUCCAGGGCUGUGGCCUCUGUGCUGAGGCUUCUUGUGCUGCUUUGAAGAUGGAGAGGAGCUGGGUUAGUAUCCUGACAUAGAGCAGGGGGGAUGGAAAGCAGCUCCUGCCAGAGAGCAUGCACCAUCGCUCAGAGCUAUCCUUGUCCACCUCCCCCGUUCUGGCCCAGCCAACGUCUGGGUAUGAAGCUUUCCUGUGAGGCAGCAGCACAUGCCUAGUGAAAUGAGAUAAAUGAAGAACCUUUCCCCCACUGGCCUAGCCCAGCCCAGGGGGAGGGGAGGGGAGGGACGGGACCUGCCUGUGUAGAGCGAGUGCCCACAGGAGAGUACCUGGUGGGGUCACAGGCACAAGUGCAAUUGGGGAAAGUGUGGUCAGCUUUCCCCCCAUUCAGCUGCAGAGCACCCAGGGAACCAGAGCCGCCUUUCACCAGAACGUAGGCUGUGGCUUGAUGCUGAGGGGUGGGCAGGGGCAGGCUAGCACCAUGAGGUGGGGUAGGGGGCUGGCUGCUGGGUGCUCUGGAUAUGAAGGUCCAGGCCUGGCACAGCUCUGCUCAGCCUCUCCUGGAAUAAAUCUGAAUUUGGUACUUCUGGCUCCUGUGGCUGCUUCUUUCUCUUCCUCCAUGGGGGUGACCCCAGUGGCUGGCCUUGGAUGCUCAUGUGGGAGAGUUACAGGCCUCCCAGCUGACAGUGUAAGGCAGCAGUGAAGCUGGUAUUUACUCUGCACCCCAGGAGGUUGCUGCAGCCAAAACUCCAUUUGCUGCUGACCAGGGAUGUUGAGCUCAAGGCAGGCGAGUCUGGGAAGGGGAGUAGUGAUCCCAGCGUGGGGACCAUGGGCCCAGUUUCUGAGGAUGAUGCAGUCAGGGCUCCACUUACAGGAGCUCCUUGCUCCAUUGUCUGUGUUCCUGCUGGAGUGGGGGCUCUGGUUUGUCUCUAAUGGGCUGGCAGUGACAUGCUGCUCU